CGCACCGCGCCACCGGGGGUGUUGUUGUUUCUUGACACCAUUCAAUGCGAAAUUUAAGCAGGAAGCUACAAGAUUUGGAUGCUCACUUGAACCCCCCUUUAUCGACGGUGCAUGGCGCUAUAAGCUAUUACACGAUGCAGCGGGCGGCAGCGGCACGUUUCGCAUGGAAGCCCCUCUCGCAAGCACGCACACUCCACUUGGCGCCCCCUUUCCUUCUCGACGAUUAUAUCCCUCGCUACAUGACCUUGUCCUCUCGGGAUGCUGCCCUGAAAAGGUCGAGUGCCUACGCCCACCUGCGCAAUUGUAACCUUUGCCCGAGGCUCUGCGGCGUGAACCGCUAUGAGAAGACCGGUGUCUGUCUGAUCGGUACCGAUGUCGUGGUCAAUGUCAUCGCGCCGCACUUUGGCGAGGAGCCAUGCAUCCAAGGCCACAACGGCUCGGGGUCCGUCUUCUUCUCCAUGUGCAAUCUCCGUUGUUCGUUUUGUCAGAACCAUGACAUUGCACACCAGAAGAACGGGUUCAGUCUCACACCCGAACAGCUGGGCGAGUGGUUCGUCAAGCUGCAAGAGGUCGGGUCCACUCACAACAUCAACCUCAUCACACCUGAGCAUGUCGUGCCCCAGGUUGCGCUUGCCAUCAUGCACGCCAGAGACUUGGGCUUAACGCUGCCUAUCAUAUACAAUACAUCUUCCUACGACUCACUCGCCUCGAUAGAACUCCUUGAUGGGUUGGUGGACAUCUACCUACCGGACUUCAAGGUGUGGGAGCCAAGCACUUCCAAACGCCUGCUCAAAGCUCCGGACUACGCAGCGGCAGCAAGGGAGAGCAUCAAGGCAAUGCAUGCCCAAGUAGGCGAUCUAUGCUUCACAGGUGACGGAAUUGCCAAGAAGGGCUUGUUGGUGAGGCACCUUGUCAUGCCCGGCCUAGAAGAAGAGAGCAGGAAGAUUAUGGAGUUCCUAGCCAAGGAAGUCUCGACAGAUUGCUUCGUCAACAUCAUGGAGCAGUAUCACCCAGAUGCGCACGUCGGGAAACCACGGCGUAAAACGAGUGGUGAAAAGGAUAAAGAAGCCCAAGGGGUCGCCAGUGACCAGGAAGAGGUGCGCUAUUCUGACAUAAAUCGUGCCGUCACGAAUGAUGAGAUCUCCUCGGUCAGGAAGUCCGCUGAAGCGGCUGGACUUUGGCGAUUCUGUGACCCUCCAGGGCAUGACGGCUUCAACUUGUGAGCAGCACAUCACCAGAGAACGAGCACUAGUCAGGCACACUAUUACAUUAACAUGACCAAAACUCAUCUUCUUAAGAGGAAAGCGAGAAUGAGAAGACUACUAUCGGGCUCCUGUAGCUUACUUACAUUCCACCAAGUCAUGUCGCAGGAGAGUUCCCAGCACGGCGGUUUGGUACGGGGAUUUUACCUGAGAGCUCAGCCGGAUGAUAGGCGCUUUAGAGAGUUAUACUCUAGGGCUGUACGAAGUUAUCUUAUCGCAUGUGAUCUGUAGGAGAUUAGGCAGUGAACACGGAGCACGUUGUUCAACAUGUGAGAUACAUUGGUUGGAUACCCGUGCAUAACUUUCAAGGCUUGUAUACAAGCCGCAGGUUUAUCUCGCUCGAAGAAA
Molecule: messenger RNA, 1610 nt
Organism: Diaporthe batatas
Lineage: Eukaryota; Fungi; Ascomycota; Sordariomycetes; Diaporthales; Diaporthaceae
Exons: 3
Coding region: 45-1223 (392 amino acids)
Molecular function (GO): catalytic activity; iron-sulfur cluster binding
Source: RefSeq, a predicted model, not a curated record